Molecule: messenger RNA, 795 nt
Organism: Phymastichus coffea
Lineage: Eukaryota; Metazoa; Arthropoda; Insecta; Hymenoptera; Eulophidae
Product: heat shock transcription factor, X-linked member 4-like
Exons: 3
Coding region: 1-795 (264 amino acids)
Biological process (GO): regulation of DNA-templated transcription
Molecular function (GO): sequence-specific DNA binding; DNA-binding transcription factor activity
Source: RefSeq, a predicted model, not a curated record
AUGGAAGAACAGAGCUUUACUUCAGAAUAUCGCCAGGCGAUGCUUAACGAGGACUGCACGAUUCCGUCGCUACGUUUCCCUCAGAAGCUCUGGCGUAUCGUCAACGAAUGCAAGUCAGGGGCAAUCAAAUGGGGUAUCAACGGCAUCAGCAUCCUUAUCAAUUACACGCUCUUCGGCCAGGAGUAUCUGCAACCUGACAAUUCCAUCUUCAAAACCACCAACAUCGCGAGCUUCAUUCGCCAGCUCAAUCUUUACGGAUUCCGCAAGGUCAGUUUACACAGCCGCGAGUUAGUCAAUACUGACAAUCACGAUCUGCACGAGUUCUUGCACGAACAUUUCCGCGCGGGCCGGCUCGAUUUACUCUCGAGAGUCUGCAGGAAGACCGGAGUUAAGAAAAGUCUGAUGCGCAUGAAACCAAUCACCGAUCUACAGCCGCGUAAUUCGGAAGCAAACUACCGCCUUUUAUGCCGGGCGAAUGGCCUACAUGGCAUGACUAAGCUGCAGAAGUGUCAGAUUGCACUUUCGAAAGCUUUAGAGCAAGCGACAAAACAGUAUCAUAGAGAAAAGCUUUGGUUACAAUUAGCAGAAGAUAAUAUUUGUAAAAAUACUUGUGAAUCCCACUGCCAAAUAGAGGCACUUGAACCAAACCAUAUUCAGAUAAUUUUUCAAGAUAUAUAUGGCAAACAGGAAGUUAAAAAUUUGCCUAUUAUCAACAUCCCAAGCUUUGAGAGUGUUGAGUCUGAAGAAAAAAUUAAAAUUGAAGAUCUUGUUACUUUUCGUUCUGAAGAUAUUUGA